This is a messenger RNA of Hyphopichia burtonii NRRL Y-1933, 3048 nucleotides long. Its product is annotated as Arf family guanine nucleotide exchange factor. The transcript is spliced from 4 exons. The coding region runs from base 1 to 3048 and encodes 1015 amino acids. NCBI's taxonomy places the organism in Eukaryota, Fungi, Ascomycota, Pichiomycetes, Serinales, Debaryomycetaceae. Gene Ontology annotation, biological process: regulation of ARF protein signal transduction. Gene Ontology annotation, molecular function: guanyl-nucleotide exchange factor activity. The record is from RefSeq and is a predicted model, not a curated record.
AUGUUGGAUGUUAAUACUCCUCUUUCUGCUACACCAAAUAAAAUAGUAGCUCCUUCAAAUAGUAACGCAACUUCUGCAAAUAAUAGCUCAGAAAACCUUGAUUCAACCAUAUCCGCUGAUCAAGAAUAUAAGGAUAUUGCAUUAAAAUUAUUCAAUGAAGAAUUUGUUUCCAUUCAACCAGAAGAAUAUACUCAAUUUUUAGCUGCUAGUGAUAAUGAAAGUUCAAGAAUAAGAGAAUAUUAUAUGGAUUUAUUUAAAUGGGAUUCAAAUUUAUUAAAAUCAACUAGAACAUUAUGCCAUAAAUUAUACUUAAAAGGUGAAUCUCAAGAAAUCGAUAGAAUAUUAUCUUCUUUCACAAAAUCUUAUAUUAAACAACAUCCAGUUAACGUUUUUUGUACAAGAAAUUUUGAAAAAAUUUAUAUUGUUUUAUACAGUUUAAUUUUAUUAAAUACUGCUUUACAUAAUUCUGAAGUUAACAAAAAAUCAAAAAUUGGUCAAACUGAUUAUAUUAGAAAUACCUUCACUACUUUUAUUCAACAAAAUCCAAAAUCUCUGAAAAAAUUAUCAAUUAAACAAAGAAUUAUUAUUGAAAGAGAAUUAAGUAAUUAUUAUGAAGAUUUAUCGAAAAAUGAAUUACAUUUGAAAAAAUCAGAUGAUUUCAAUAAUGGUAAUGAAUCAACCUCUUCAAAUACUCAAUCUUCUCAACCUUCAAAUACUUCUUCAACCGCUGCUGCAGUUAAUUCAAUCUCUUCUAAUCCUCCAAACCAACAAUUGGCUUCAAAUAAUAAUUUUGCUAAUUCUCUGCCUCAAACUAUUAAUGCUCCUCCUUCAACUCAAGCUGCUAAUCCUGAUUUUAGUACUCCAACUGAAUCAGAAUUCCCAACUCUUACUAGACAACUUUCUGAUACUUCUAUUUGGUCAACUGAUACUAAUAAUAAUCGUCGUUCAUCUCUUGGUAUGAAACGUAUGCCAAGUGCUACUUCAAAUGUUUCUCAAUAUACUGCAGUUAAUACAAAUAAUUCAACUGCCAGUGGCAGAACUCAUAGAGUUGGUUUUACUAGAGCAUUAGCUUCUGAUAAUAAAUUUUAUAAUAAUCCAAAUGCUUCAAGAGCUUCAAGUGUCAAUGGUACUCCUUAUUCUUUAAGAAACAGACAUUCUUUGGAUCAAUUACGUGGCAUGCCAAGUUAUCAAAAUACUAAUUAUAAUAACACUCCAACUCAACCAAAUAAUACAACCAAUAAUGGAUUAAAUAGAAGAUCUUCUCGUGCUUCAGUUAUAAGUAAAGAAUCAGUUGGAUCAAUCAAUAAUGAUGAUACUGUUAGUGUAUUAUCUUUUGACACAGUUCAUAUGAAUAACUUUGACAUUGAAGGCUUGGAUGAUAGAAAUAAGGAACCAGAACCUCAACAAGGUUUAGAAGAUUUUAAUGUCGAAGAUUACCAAGAUCAUUAUGAUCUCACUCUAGAAUUACAAGGUUCUCCUUAUUUGAAAGAAGGUUUAUUAAAAUUGAAAAUUUUAAAUAAUGACCAACAAGAUUCAAAUGUUAGAUCUUCAAACAAUAAUCAUAAACAAGACGCAAAUGCUACUUCAGCAGCAGCAGCAGCAGCCGCAAAUGCUGCUACUUCAACUCAUACUGGUACUAACACCUCUUCAUUAUUACCUAACAAGUUUAAUGAAAGUUUUGUUGUUGUUUCCAAAGGUGAAUUAGCAUUAUAUUCAUUUGAUCCUAAAGUUAUUAAAAAACACCAACAAAAGAUUAGAAAAUUAAAACAAAAACAAAUUGUACAAAUGUUAGAAGAGGAAGAAGAUGAAGAUGGUGUUAUGGGUGAUGGUAAUUGGUUAAAGAAUGCUGCAAAUAUUGGUUCUUAUAAUUUAUGUUCAACUUAUGCUCAAUUAGAAAAAAUCAAUGGAAAUACAACUGGUAAUUCUUUUGCUAAAAAAUCUAUUUAUUGGUCAUUAACUUUCCCCAAAGUUAGUAAGAAACAACCUAAGAAAUUUAUUUUCGAAGCUGGUACUAAAGAAAUUGCAUUAGAAUUUAUAAAUACUUGUAAUUUUUGGGCUUCUAAAAUAACAGCUAUCCCAACUUUAGAGGAAAGUAUUUCGUCAAUUGAAUAUGGUUGGACUAAUUUAGAUGCAUUAAUUCAUAGAAAAGAUAAUUUUAAAAAGGCCAAAUAUAUUCAAAAAUGGGAACCAUUAGCAAGAGGGGUAUAUUUAAGUAAUUACAUUGUUGCAAAUAGCUCAUUAGAUAAUGAAGCUAAUCAUUUAGGUAUGAUGAAACAAUUUGUUAAAACUUUAAAAUAUUAUAACAAUUUGAAAAAGUUAUAUAAUGAGUUUAAUCAUACUAAGGUUAAAUUUUUGAGAAAUUUUAAACAAUUUGCUAAUACUUCAAAUUAUAAAAUAAUAAUUGCUAAUUAUGAAAAUAAAAUUAUUGAGUAUAAAUCAGAAUUAAAUAAGUAUAAAACAUAUUUAAUUAUUUUAGGAUUUGGUUUACAAUUAAGAUUUGAUUUAGAACAACAAGAUAGAGAAGCAGCUAUUUUAGAUCAAUUAGAAAAUGAUCCUACUUUAAAAGAAGAAGGUAAGGAUAUUAAUGAAGAAGCUACCAAAUUAUUCAUUGCUCAAUAUGAACAAGAUUCAGAAUUAACUCAACUUGUUAAAUUUGAGAUUAGAAAAUUAUUCACAAGUAUGAAAGACGUUAGUAAAGUUAUCCCAACUUUCCAAUCAAGUAGAUCAAUUAAUAACUUGAUUGAAUUAACAAAACAACAACAACAUCAAUACGCUUAUUAUCCAAUGAAAUCUCCCAAAACUUUUACAUUAUCAAACUAUAAUGAUAAUGAAAGUCCAAUAAACCAAUUGUUGCAAACCAUUGAUAGCAAUAACCAUCUUCAUUCAGGAGAUAAAAAUGAUUUAAUGCAUAGUUUCAGUACUAAUACCAUCAAAGAAGAAGAAGAACCUGAAGAAUCCGAUGAUACCAAAACUGCAAAUGACUACACUAUUUCCACCAAAAACAAUCCAUCUGGAGAAACUUUACAACCAUCUCAUGUUUUAAAAUAA